AUGUUCGCCUUUGGAGACCAAAAGAACUCGGUCGUCUGGAAAACCAUCAAGUUCCCAGCAGAGGCCACAACUCAGGCGAGGUUCACCUAUCACAACCAACUCUGCUUCAUGUAUCCAGAGGUCCACAAUAAUCAUAUUGUAGGAUCGGUCUCGUCUCCAAGUGUCAAGGCAGGAUCCAUAUCUCUCUUCGUCGGCCAACAAGUCACGCUUAUUACCAAGGCCAACCAGUUCCUCUUUAUGAAUCCUAUUGCGGGAACGCCCAACGCGAUUAGCGCAGAAAACGGGACAGCUCAAAAUGUCAAUUUAGCCAUCGGUUUUGCGCUUGAUCAUGGGGAACACUACCCUGUUCGCUAUUGUCCUGGCAUCGCAUCGAAUGAAACGUUCACGGCCGAGUUCAAGCCUGUCCUGAAUGCAUACGUGACUGGUGAAUUCAGAGAAGGCGAGAUCUUACCCGGCGGAGUGGAGGUGCCCAAGAUUUGGAGCCAGAAUCUUGCUGAACUGGAUGAAUCCACAAAAUGGGUUCUAAAUUUUAACAUGUCUACUGGGGAGCUACGCCUCGUCCGUGCAUAG
Messenger RNA from Serendipita indica DSM 11827, 570 nucleotides. The record is from the annotation of a GenBank genome assembly. NCBI's taxonomy places the organism in Eukaryota, Fungi, Basidiomycota, Agaricomycetes, Sebacinales, Serendipitaceae.